Molecule: messenger RNA, 1113 nt
Organism: Periconia digitata
Lineage: Eukaryota; Fungi; Ascomycota; Dothideomycetes; Pleosporales; Periconiaceae
Source: the annotation of a GenBank genome assembly
CUACACUGCUUCAUCCAGUAUUCAGUCAGUCAUCAAACAAAACACACUGGAAAGCAAUAUCGUGAAUUGACGGCCAAAAUUCACACAUCGAAAACUCCAAAAUCUGGAAAACUGGCAACAAUGGCAAACGAGCAGAUUCCGAGUUUAGAGAGUCACCUACAUUCGAUCAUUCCAGACGGAACACUCCCUCUGCUCCGACAAGAUGUUCUACCCAAAUUACUCCACAGCAUUACAGAUGUCGCAAAGGUGCUAAGAAACGAGGCCACAGUCUCGCAGGUCGGGACCGCAAACGCAUUCGGCGACGACCAACUGAACGUCGACGUACUCACCGAAAAAGCCAUCCGAUCUGCCAUCGCUCAGUGUCCGUCAAUAGUCACAGCAAGCAGCGAGGAAGAUCCCGUAGAGCGCUCAACAUCACCAUCCGGAUCAGCACCUCCUUCUGGAAAUGACGAAGUCUACAGUCUGGCUUUUGACCCGCUCGAUGGAAGUUCCAUCAUUGCUCCAAAUUGGACUGUCGGGACCAUCAUCGGAGUCUGGAAUGCCCCAAGUGCAGUCAAACAACACCCAUCCAAGCAAGUUGCCGCCAUCUUGGGUGUUCUGGGUCCCCGUACCACCGCCGUGGUUGCUCUACGGAUCCCGGGUUGUCAACCGACGUGUUUCGAAGUUGCAUAUGGCAGCCAGGGCGAUCUCCAGGUGGUCAGGCCGAGCAUUCGGCUGGGAGAUGCACCAUUUAAGACGCGGUAUUUCGCUCCUGCGAAUCUGCGCACUGCAGCUGAGAAUCCAAAGUACAUGUCCCUCAUCAACCAUUUCAUCCAGGAGGCGUACACACUUCGAUAUGCUGGCGGAUUGGUCCCAGACAUUAUUCACAUCUUAGUAAAGGGGCAUGGAGUGUACGUUUCCCCGGUUACGGAGAAGAGCAAGGCGAAAUUGAGGAGGCUGUACGAAUUGUUGCCAAUAGCGCUGAUUGUGGAGUGUGCCGGUGGCCUUGCGGUCGAACCGGAAUCGGGCAAUACUAUCCUGGAUAGGGAGGUGCAAGAUACCGACGAAAGAGGCGGGUUGAUUUGUGGCACAAAGGAAGAAGUUGAGCUUGCUGUAAAAACGCUCCUUGGUUGA